Molecule: messenger RNA, 1255 nt
Organism: Ixodes scapularis (black-legged tick)
Lineage: Eukaryota; Metazoa; Arthropoda; Arachnida; Ixodida; Ixodidae
Gene: wds
Product: WD repeat-containing protein 5
Exons: 14
Cellular component (GO): Set1C/COMPASS complex
Molecular function (GO): histone binding
Source: RefSeq, a predicted model, not a curated record
ACCUGGCAGCGGAGCUGGACCGUCGCUAAGAUUUCCCACACUAUUCCGGAGUGCGUCGCCGAUCAACUGUCAGCCACGGCUCAGUCGGGUGCAAGUGGCCUCGGGGGCUCCAAGCCGGGCGACCCGUCGGCGGCUGCGAAACUCAAACCCAACUACUCGCUCAAGUUCACCCUCGCUGGGCACACCAAGGCCGUCUCGUCGGUCAAGUUCAGUCCAAAUGGAGAGUGGCUGGCCAGCUCUUCGGCAGACAAGCUCAUCAAGAUCUGGGGUGCUUAUGAUGGCAAAUUUGAGAAGACUAUUUCAGGACACAAACUGGGGAUCUCCGACGUGGCAUGGUCCACAGACAGCCGCCUACUUGUGAGUGCGUCCGAUGACAAGACCUUGAAAAUAUGGGAAGUGAGCAGUGGCAAAUGCUUGAAAACACUGAAAGGCCACAGUAACUACGUCUUCUGCUGCAACUUCAAUCCGCAGUCCAACCUCAUUGUCUCUGGCUCUUUUGAUGAGAGCGUCCGGAUAUGGGACGUCAAGACGGGCAAGUGCCUCAAGACCCUGCCGGCACACUCGGACCCGGUCUCCGCCGUACACUUCAACAGGGACGGAUCCCUGAUCGUCUCCAGUAGCUACGACGGCCUCUGCCGCAUCUGGGAUACUGCAUCUGGGCAAUGUUUGAAGACGCUGAUAGACGAUGACAACCCACCAGUUUCCUUUGUAAAAUUUUCACCCAACGGCAAGUACAUCUUGGCGGCGACGUUGGACAACACAUUGAAACUGUGGGACUACAGCAAGGGAAAGUGUUUGAAGACGUACACGGGGCACAAGAACGAAAAGUACUGCAUCUUUGCAAACUUUUCGGUGACCGGCGGCAAGUGGAUUGUAUCCGGAUCAGAAGACAACUGUGUUUAUAUUUGGAACCUCCAGACCAAGGAAGUGAUGCAGAAGCUCCAAGGACAUACCGACGUCGUCCUAUGCACCGCCUGCCACCCCACGGAAAACAUCAUUGGCUCAGCCGCGCUCGAGAACGACAAAACAAUCAAACUCUGGCGGAGUGACACAUGAACGGCCAGCGGCAGUCACCACCACCAUGCCGCACCCGAAGCUUCACACCCCGCUCGUUGUCCAUCUCUUGGGAUUUCUUUUUUUUUUUUAAGUAUAUGAAACAUUUUUUAUGCUUUCUUCACUCGAUUUGGCUCCAACCUUUUCCCAGUGUACAAACCAAAAGGAUGUCUGUGAGGCAUUAAAGACCAUAACGAAAUCA